AUGGCCAAGUCAUGGAAGUGUAAGCACUGUGGGAAGGCAUUCACAAGGUGUGCUGCAUUCAAGGAGCACAUCAGAAUCCACACAGGAGAAAAGCCCUUUGAAUGUAAUAUUUGUGGUGUUAAGUUUAGGAAGAUUCACCACCUGAAGACUCAUGCCAAGCAGCAUGAACCCAAGAUGCGGGAUGGGCCCUUCAAGUGUCACGAAUGUCCCAAUGCUGUUUUCCUUCACAAAAUAUCCUAUGACAGACACAGAAAGUUUAAACAUGGCCAUGAAACCCUCAUCACUGAAGGCAAUGUUUUCCUCCCUCCAGAAAUUGUUAUCAAAGGAGAAUACAUAGUGCCAGAGAGUGAGGGUAGAGUCGGGACUGGCUAUGUUCUUGAAGGUGGUAUUGAUGGAGUUGAGGGUAUUGAAAUGGUGGGACUGGAUGAAGGAAGCCUAGGAACAGGCACUCAGGGAGGACAGUGCAUCAUUGUCCUCUCAGAAACAGCAAAUGAUGAUGAUGCAAACAGCCAGGCCUUCCUACAGCAAGUGGAGGUAGCUGAGGACAUCAAGCCACAAUUGAUUUCGCAGGAGGAGGAUGAUGACGAAGAGGAGGAGGAAGAUUCUGAAGUUCAUGACUUUGAUGAAGCUCAGCUGGCCAGCCUGCAGGAACACAUUCAACUGAAUGACCAGAUGACAGCAGCACAGCUCCAGCAGCUGUCUGUAGCCACCCUUGAAGGGGGGAAGUUCCAAGUUCAGAUGGAUGGAGAGACAUUUGAUGUUUAUACUGUCAAUCCUACAGAAUAG
Molecule: messenger RNA, 786 nt
Organism: Penaeus indicus
Lineage: Eukaryota; Metazoa; Arthropoda; Malacostraca; Decapoda; Penaeidae
Product: protein krueppel-like
Exons: 1
Coding region: 1-786 (261 amino acids)
Biological process (GO): regulation of transcription by RNA polymerase II
Cellular component (GO): nucleus
Molecular function (GO): DNA-binding transcription factor activity, RNA polymerase II-specific
Source: RefSeq, a predicted model, not a curated record